Molecule: messenger RNA, 879 nt
Organism: Parnassius apollo (apollo)
Lineage: Eukaryota; Metazoa; Arthropoda; Insecta; Lepidoptera; Papilionidae
Source: the annotation of a GenBank genome assembly
AUGAUUAAGCAACAUCAAUAUAAGGCCAGUCAAAUAAUGAGGGAGAUAGCUGCUCCAAUACUUUGUAGCAACGGGGUAUUAAGUUUUAAUUUCUCUGAGCUUAAAGAAGGUAAUAAUGAGUUUGAGAAUGGCGUAGUCUUUAGAAGAGGUGACUACUUUUACACUGCAGAACAUUGUGUUGACGAGGAAACAAAAAAGAAGAAUAGAUGCAUGAGAGAUGUGUGUACAAACGACCCGACGGUAAUAGUUGGCUCAGAUCUAAUUGAAAUUAUUGGUAUUGAAUUGGGAAAAGGAAAAUCAGGUUACGUUGUAGUUCAAGAUAACAAACAUUUGUUAUUCCAGUAUAUGAAAGGGGUAAAGCAAUAUGUACAGCAUGCAGCAGACAAAGGAAGCUUUACAACCUCCCCAACAGUAGUAACUACCCCACCAGCAAGUGUCACUAUUAGAGCAGAUUGUACCAGUAUAGGAGAAAUAGACCUAGUAACUGCAAACCUUCCACUACUUAUGAAACAUAAACAUUGUGGUGACCCUAUUCCUACCUACAUAAAAGCUAUAGAAAAAGAGAGAACUAGACCCACCGGUCUUAAGAAAAAGGAGUUAAAUAAUUAUUUCGAUGCUAAGUAUCUCUCUGGCCAAUUUGAGGAUUACGAGACUAAAUGUGGUAGUCGCUGUGAAGGAAUACUUAACACAAGACCAAUAAUUUUAUCUGACAACAUGAAACAAUCAGAGUUAGUGGAUAGACUGCAAUUUCUGAAGUCGAUUAAAGAACACUUUGAAACCGUUGCUUUAAUUUUUUCUGAUAUGAAGACCCUCCAAGAAUUGACAAAAUGUAUCAAAAAGUUGGAACAACAACAACUUUGGACUCAGUUAAGCCCGUAA